AUGAGACCCGAGGAUCGCGUGGGGCGAAUCCACCAAGAUGCUUUCGUCAUUACAACCGGCUGCGGUCUUGCCCUGGCAGUCUUGGGGGUGGUGGUGCGAUUUAUCAUCCGUUUCCGCGUGCAGAAACAACGGCUUGAGAUCGACGACGUGCUCAUCAUCCUCGCCUUGUGUUUAUUGAUCGCCAGCAGUUUGGUGAUGUAUCGCGAGGUGGUCGUUCGCAUGUAUAAGCUGUCGGCGUUGCAGGGAGGACUCGCCGUGGAGAUCCCGAACCUCAUGGCGAUGUCGUACCAAUAUCACAAAUUCUACACCAUUUGCUUGAUGCUGGGAUGGGCCUCCUUCAAUGCGAUCAAGUUCGGUUUCCUUUUGAUCUUCAAAAAGAUGAUUGAUCGCCUCCCGACGUGGAUGAUCUACUGGUGGGUCGUGGUUGUCUAUACGGCGGGCGUGAUGGGCUACGGGUUCGCGACCAGAUACGCCUCCUAUUCCUAUUUUAAUAACCCCUGA
Messenger RNA from Aspergillus steynii IBT 23096, 501 nucleotides. RefSeq lists its product as uncharacterized. Lineage: Eukaryota; Fungi; Ascomycota; Eurotiomycetes; Eurotiales; Aspergillaceae. The record is from RefSeq and is a predicted model, not a curated record. Bases 1 to 501 code for a protein of 166 amino acids. The transcript has 2 exons.